Porites evermanni is the source of this 588-nucleotide messenger RNA. The record is from the annotation of a GenBank genome assembly. NCBI's taxonomy places the organism in Eukaryota, Metazoa, Cnidaria, Anthozoa, Scleractinia, Poritidae.
AUGCCAUAUAAGUAUGGAAAUGCCCCAGGGUUGUUACAGGAAACUAUUAGUAAGAUAACGUACAAAAGCGAAUACACAACAAGUUUCACAGGAGAACGUGUCCCGUUGCAGAACGUUCGCAUUCCAACAGGGUUAAAGAUGAGAACGGCAUGGGAUGAAGCACGGACGCCGGAAACUUCUCGUGCUAUCCAGUUGCCUUUUCACCACAGAAGAAAUUAUCCCGCAAGAAUAAACCUUCAAGGACUCCAGCCAUCACCAACAGCACGAGCUAGAAGCGCCCUUCAAAGGCCCAGUAGUAAUGCGUCUCAAAUUAGCCGAAGCAGUGGUCGAAGACCUACGAGUUCGGUGUCGGCAUUCUCAACGCGCGAACGACCAAGUACCGAAGAUCUGCUACGACGACCCCAGAGCUUAGUGGCACGAAGGCCUCAAAGCGAGCUUUCUCGUUUCCCAAAAGAAUUUCGCUACAUUGACAAACAGUGCUUCUUUCAUCCAGCCACCGAACCAAGUAGGAGCUUUUUUAUAGUAAGUCCCGACUGGGUGUCUGAACGCAAGAAUUACAUUAUCCGCAAAAAUACUCUGUUUGGUUAA